AUGUCGUCGCCCCGAAUCACAGACUACCAGGCGCCUGCGUCGACCGAAGAACUUCCAGUAUCAGAUCUCGCCUCCAAGAAUCUCACUCCUCCCCGUUCGACGAAGAAGAGGAAAGAGCGUCGAGAUCCCUCCGUGACACCCCGAAAGUUCAAGAGAUUCUUCACGCCUCAAUCAUAUAGGAGUGCGGUGAACCCCGUUUCCAGAAAAUUCCUGAACGACAUCACAGCACAGCCUGCCAUGAACCGAAAUACUCAGUCGAGUCCUUUGCGUCCUUUUCGAAGACUGGUCACCGGUCAAGAUAGCAGUCCCCUAGGCUUUGCCAGCAGAGAAUCGAAGAGAAGAAAGGUCCACGAUAUGGUGAAUCAAGGAAAGGAGGUCGGAUAUGUUGGACCGCACGACGGAGUCAUGUCUUCGCCUUGUGAGCGCGCAGUCAAGUAUUCCGGAGAAAUGGAUACUGAAUGCGAGUCUGAGGAUGAGGACGACGGGAUUCUACCACCACAUGGGACUGUCAAGCGGACUGUGCGACUGGAAGAACGUGGACUUGGAGGACAGCUGCUGCGCCGGAGUAUUGGAACCAACACACGCCAACGCUUUGCUCCUGUAAAUGACUGGCGUGACAAUACGGCGGGUUUCUACAGCAAACCCGAAGAUGUUCACACCAGUAUGAGUCUCUUACCGCCGAGGCAGCACCAGCCGCAAGGCGCACGCACUAUUCCUUUCUGUGUUCAGGGCCUCAAUAGAGAAGAUAGCACUCUUGUUGCACUAGCAGAUGAAGAAGGCAAUUUUCGAAUUCUGGAGUCGGCUAAAGGCGGACACCCUCCAUUUAGCAAGAGCCUCUUUCAUGACCUUGUUCACAAAAACGCCAUUAUUGAUAUGGUAUUCAGCGAAGAUGAUAGUCGACUAGCAACAUGCUCUGGAGAUCAAACCGCACGAGUCUAUGACAUGCACACCAAAGCCACCCUCAACAUUCUCGGAACUCACGCGGCCUCGCUAAAACAGGUUCGUUGGCAACCUGGCUCAGGCAACAAUAACAUUCUGGCAACGUCAAGCAGAGAUGGCACUAUUCAACUCUGGGACUUGAGAUGCAACACAUCUAAAGGCGCUACUUACCCCUUCUUUUACCCUACAAUGUAUGAUCCUGCAGAUAUAAACCCAACGGUCGUGUUCAAUCGACAUAUUACCUGUAUCGGCGGUGCACACAAGACCCCGACGAGACUUAUGCCUGCGAUCGGAACAUUCGACCAAGUAGUCCGCCCUGAUGAGAUGGUCCCAAGAACGGGAGAUGUUUCAGUCACAGCUAUCCAAUUCUUGCCAGCAGGCCGAGAGCAUCUUCUGAUAUCGGGUUCCGAAUCAGACGCCUCCGUGAAACUCUGGGAUAUGCGCCAAAAUAACUUCAAACUCCGACCAGGAGGCGCUCUUGCCUCGACCACUCCCCCGCAAUCUCACAGCAAGUUUCGCAACUUUGGCAUCAACUCCCUGAACAUGAGUGGCGACGGCAGCAAAUUCUACACAUUAUGUAAAGAUAACACCGUGUACGCUUACUCGACCGAACAUCUCAUGCUAGGACAAGCCCCCGAACUCUCCUACACCGCCAAAACUCGCCCACCGUUCCCCCACACCAACCGUCAAGGUCUGGGCCCCUUAUACGGCUUCCGUCACCCCAAACUCCACGCCACAAGCUUCUACGUCAAAUCCGCAAUCCGCAAAGCUCGAAAUGGAAAGUGCGAGAUGUUGGCUGUAGGCAGCAGCGAUGGCUCACCUGUCCUCUUUCCCACCGACGAACGCUAUCUUCCCACCAGAGAACAGCUCAUGAGCCCCGCUACGGGAACCCAAAGUUCACCUGCCCUCCUCGAAACCCGCCCAGCUCUACGCAGACUUGGCAGCUCCAGCUCACACGUGGACGACACUCUCAUCAUUUCCACGAAUGGUACCUCUCUCGAACGGGGCCACGAGCGCGAAGUCAGUUCUCUGACCUGGACUGCGUCGGGAGACCUGGUCACAGUGGGCGAUGAUUACCUCGUUCGGUGCUGGAGAGAAGAUCGCGACGAAGCGAAGAGCUUACGUGUCGGUGGCGAGCAAGAGGGCCGCAGAUGGGGCUGUGGAUGGGCGGAUGUUGAGGCGGAUUACGAUGUUGAUGAUGACCAGGUUUUGUGA
This is a messenger RNA of Drepanopeziza brunnea f. sp. 'multigermtubi' MB_m1, 2154 nucleotides long. RefSeq lists its product as uncharacterized. Gene Ontology annotation, molecular function: protein-macromolecule adaptor activity; protein binding. The record is from RefSeq and is a predicted model, not a curated record. NCBI's taxonomy places the organism in Eukaryota, Fungi, Ascomycota, Leotiomycetes, Helotiales, Drepanopezizaceae. Gene Ontology annotation, cellular component: nucleus. Gene Ontology annotation, biological process: proteasome-mediated ubiquitin-dependent protein catabolic process.